Molecule: messenger RNA, 1570 nt
Organism: Eriocheir sinensis (Chinese mitten crab)
Lineage: Eukaryota; Metazoa; Arthropoda; Malacostraca; Decapoda; Varunidae
Product: ADP-ribosylation factor-like protein 4D
Exons: 1
Coding region: 393-893 (166 amino acids)
Biological process (GO): vesicle-mediated transport; intracellular protein transport
Cellular component (GO): cytoplasm
Molecular function (GO): GTP binding; GTPase activity
Source: RefSeq, a predicted model, not a curated record
GCGAAGUUAAUAUUAUAGUCAGUGGAUUACCAGUUAGCGAAGCUGACUUUUUGGUUAGCGGUGCCCACCACUGCUGGACACACUGCCGCUUCCAACACGUUGCAGCGUCUACUCUGUGACUGUUGAGUAGUGUACUCCGUAGAGUGCCCAACGCUGUCUGCUACUCCAGCUGAGCAGUGGACUGUUUUAGGCUACUACUCAGAAGGCUGCACUGUAUCAACUGUGUUGCCUACUGAAGAAUGCUACGUAGCAACUCACAGGGGUACUUUGUAGGCCACUUACAGGGCACUCUGGCUACUCAGACGAAUGGCUGAGGAAAAGGAGGAGGAGGAGGGGGAGGAGGAGGAGGAAGGUGGCCAGGAUGAAUGUGAGAGUGGCGGCACGCGUGUGGCAUGCGGCGGCCGGCCAGGCCAGUGUGGCUGUGUGCGGGUUGGCAGGUGGACACGGGCAGUGCGCACACCGCCGCGCCGCGCCUCGCCACACAUGCAGCUGUUGGGGCAGGAGCUGGGGGCCUCGUGGGCGGCGUGCUGGGCGUGGGCCGCGUGGUGGCGGCGGGGCUGGCGGGCCUGGCGGGGCUCGUGGUGGGGCCGCCCACACUGGUGCUCGUGGGCCUCGACUCGUCGGGCAAGACUACGGCGCUGCUGCGGCUCAAGUACGGCCACUACGUGAACACCGUGCCCACCGUCGGCUUCAACUGCGAAUGUUUGCGGGGCGGCGGCUGCUCCUGGGUGGCAUGGGACGUGGGCGGCGCUAAGCGCGUGCGACCCCUUUGGCGCGCCUACACGCGCGGCGCCGACGCGGUGCUGUUCGUGGAGGAUGCCAGCAGCGGCGAGGAGUGGCUGGAGGAGGCACGCCACGAGUUGCACGUCCUGGUGCGCCGGCAAGCGGCAUAGAGCGCCGCGCUGCGCCGCUCACGGCCGCCGCUGCUGGUGCUGGCCAACAAACUGGAUCUGCCGGGAGCCAGGACGCCCGCCGCCAUGGCUGACGCCCUCGGCCUGCACGACCUGCCGCCCGCCCAGCCCUGGGGCCUUGCACCCGCCUGUGCCGUCACCGGCGAGGGUCUGCCCGAGGCCAUGGAUCUCCUGCGCCGCCUCCUCCUCAAGGCACGCCGGGCCUCGCUCUCACGGGGUUGACUUGCGGGUCACCCUAUGCUCCCCGCCGCCCCCACCUCCUUCAGUUUAUCCCUGCCCAGCCCCGCACCAGACCGCUGGACCCCCGAGGCGUGAGGCGAGGGAGCCCGAGUACUCGUAUGGGGACAGGCGGGGAACUACAGACAACUGAGUGCCACUGGUGGCUGACGUAUGUGAUAAUGUGUGUGUGUGUGUGUGUGUGUGUGUGUGUGUGUGUGUGUGUGUGUGAAGCGUGCAUGCAGUGUUUGAAGGGGUGUAUUUAUAAUAUUUAUUGUGCAAUAGCCAGAAACGUCACACAUACACAAGCACGUAGCCCGUACCCAGAGAUCCGUCACUUGUGAGUCGCUCAUCCGGGAAAAGUAAUAGUUGGCAAUCGUGAGACUAUUGUGUGAUCAGACCAUUACACACACACACACACACACACACACACACACACACAC